This is a messenger RNA of Talpa occidentalis (Iberian mole), 635 nucleotides long. RefSeq names its product phospholipase A2 group V (gene PLA2G5). Lineage: Eukaryota; Metazoa; Chordata; Mammalia; Eulipotyphla; Talpidae. Gene Ontology annotation, biological process: negative regulation of T cell proliferation; arachidonate secretion; lipid catabolic process. Gene Ontology annotation, molecular function: calcium ion binding; phospholipid binding. The coding region runs from base 109 to 525 and encodes 138 amino acids. The record is from RefSeq and is a predicted model, not a curated record. The transcript has 5 exons.
UGGCUUUUGGCAAGUUCCUGAGUUCUCUGAGCCUCGAUUUCUCCACUGGGGACAGAUAUCGACCCUUCAUGAGCCUCCCGAGUCGACUUACUCUGUAGAACCCCAGAGAUGAAGGGUCUCCUCGCGCUGGUCGGGCUCCUGGCUUGUAGUGUGCCUGCUGUGCCCGGGAGCUUGCUAGACCUGAAGUCAAUGAUUGAGAAGGUGACGGGGAAGAACGCCCUGACCAGCUAUGGCUUCUAUGGCUGCUACUGUGGCUGGGGUGGCCACGGGACCCCUAAGGAUGCUACCGAUUGGUGCUGUUGGCUGCAUGACCACUGCUACGGGCGGCUGGAGGAGAAAGCCUGCAGCAUCCGGACACAGUCCUACAGAUACAGAUUCGCAAGGGGCCUGGUCACCUGUGAAUCUGGGGCCUUCUGCCAGGUCCAGCUGUGCACCUGUGACCGGAGGCUCUCCUAUUGCCUGAGGAGGAACCUGCGGAGCUACAACCCUCGUUAUAGAUACUUCCCCAACGCGUUCUGCAGCUAGUGAAGGGGUGGCCUUGCAACACGGCUCACCGCUUGCCGUCAACCCCAGCCUCUGGCCUUGUUCUUUCUGGGCUUGGAGGACGGCCCUGCCCUACUGCACCCUCUUGAGAG